This is a messenger RNA of Nycticebus coucang (slow loris), 2711 nucleotides long. RefSeq names its product RING finger and SPRY domain-containing protein 1-like. Gene Ontology annotation, cellular component: cytoplasm. Lineage: Eukaryota; Metazoa; Chordata; Mammalia; Primates; Lorisidae. Gene Ontology annotation, molecular function: ubiquitin-protein transferase activity; protein binding. The record is from RefSeq and is a predicted model, not a curated record. Bases 924 to 2654 code for a protein of 576 amino acids. The transcript has a single exon.
CCAGGGCUGUACGAAGCCGGGGAGGGCCCUGCGCGUAAUGGCAGCGCUGUGGCCUCGCGUCCAUCUUUACCGCUCUCUCGGACCUGUCACAAAGGAGUCGCGCCGCCGCCGCUGCCCCCUCCCUCCGGUGGGCCCGGGAGCUAGAGAAAGUCAGUGCCGCAGCCCGGCCACACUGCUCUGGGAAGUCCCAUUGGGCACGCUGAGCGGGAGGGAGGGAGUCCGAGGGCUAGGGACGACUGUGAAGGAGGGAAACAGCCGCUUGAGCCUCAGGCGGGCAGACCGGACUGGUGCCGGGGCAGGCUUGGAGAAAGGGCCCCGGAGAAGGGUGGCGUUGGGCAAAGCCUGGGAAACAGCUAGGAGGUUCUCCACCGAGGCCCGCGCUUAGGGCGUCUGAAAGAGGUUCCGGGAAGAGGGUGUUUCCCCCUUUCGAGGACGCGGGUCUUCCCCAGAGAAGGUGCUUGGGGGUCGCCCGCCUGAGGAGGCUGCGGCUAACGGGGCCCCGGUGAGGGAUAGUUAUCUCCUGGGGAGGCUCCUAGUGUGGAGGGGUGCUCCUCUCGGGCGGCCGGGGCAGAAAGGGUAGAUGAGGAAACGCUUUGGGAGGGUUCCUUUUGUGGAAUUUGCGGUUUAGGUGGCAAGGGUGGGAGACAAAUCUCCCGUAGUGAGAUUUAGAAACGCCCUGUGGUCGAGAGAUACGGGGGCGAGGGGCUGCUAGAAGGUGGGAGCCAGACCUAGCGGAUUCUCCUACGGAGGCCGGGAGCUGAAAAUUGGAACUGCCAUUGGAUGACCAGGAUUCCCUGUAGUUGAUAAUGUUGGAGAUAAACUCUGCAACUUUCUUGAGCAUUCAGUUGUUAAAAACAAAUAGGAUGCAAGUUCUUCAACCCCAGAUUAUGAAAACAGUACUUGGAAAACUCAAAACUAUCUAAAUGAUUGUCUUUGGUUGGGCCGUGUUCUUAGCAAGCAGAAGCCUUGGCCAGGGUCUGCUGUUGACUCUCGAGGAGCACAUAGCCCACUUCCUGGGGACUAGAGGUGCCACUACUAUCAUGGGUAAUUCGUGUAUCUGCCGAGAUGACAGUGGAGCAGAAGACAGUGUUGACACCCAGCAGCAACAGGCUGAGAACAGUGUACUACCCACUGCUGACACAAGAAGCCAACCCCGGGACCCUGUUCGGCCACCAAGAAGGGGCCGAGGACCACAUGAGCCAAGGAGAAAGAAACAAAAUGUGGAUGGGCUAGUGCUGGACACACUGGCAGUAAUACGAACUCUUGUAGAUAAUGAUCAGGAACCUCCGUAUUCAAUGAUUACAUUACACGAAAUGGCAGAAACAGAUGAAGGAUGGUUGGACGUUGUCCAGUCUUUAAUUAGAGUUAUUCCAUUGGAAGAUCCAUUGGGACCAGCUGUUAUAACCUUGUUACUAGAUGAAUGUCCAUUGCCCACUAAAGAUGCACUCCAGAAAUUGACUGAAAUUCUCAAUUUAAAUGGAGAAGUAGCUUGCCAGGAUGCAGGCCAUCCUGCCAAACACAGGAACACAUCUGCAGUCCUAGGCUGUUUGGCGGAAAAACUAGCAGGUCCUGCAAGCAUAGGUUUACUUAGCCCAGGAAUACUGGAAUAUUUGCUACAGUGUCUGAAGUUACAGUCCCAUCCCACAGUCAUGCUUUUUGCACUUAUCGCGCUGGAAAAGUUUGCACAGACAAGUGAAAAUAAAUUGACUAUAUCUGAAUCCAGUAUUAGUGACCGGCUUGUCACAUUGGAGUCCUGGGCUGAUGAUCCUGAUUAUCUGAAACGUCAAGUUGGUUUCUGUGCCCAAUGGAGCUUAGAUAAUCUCUUUUUAAAAGAAGGUAGACAGCUGACAUAUGAGAAAGUGGACUUGAAUGGCAUUACGGCCAUGCUCAAUAGCAAUGAUGUCAGCGAGUACCUAAAGAUUUCGCCUCACGGCUUGGAGGCUCGCUGUGAUGCCUCCUCUUUUGAAAGCGUGCGUUGUACCUUCUGUGUGGAUGCCGGUGUGUGGUACUAUGAAGUAACAGUGGUCACUUCUGGUGUCAUGCAGAUUGGCUGGGCCACUCGAGACAGCAAAUUUCUCAAUCAUGAAGGCUAUGGCAUUGGGGAUGAUGAAUACUCCUGUGCAUAUGAUGGCUGCCGGCAGCUAAUAUGGUACAACGCCAGAAGUAGACCUCACCAACACCCAUGCUGGAAAGAAGGAGACACAGUAGGGUUUCUGUUAGACUUGAAUGAAAAGCAAAUGAUCUUCUUUUUAAAUGGCAACCGGCUGCCUCCUGAGAAGCAAGUCUUUUCAUCUACUGUAUCUGGAUUUUUUGCUGCAGCUAGUUUCAUGUCAUAUCAGCAAUGUGAAUUCAAUUUUGGAGCAAAACCAUUCAAAUACCCACCGUCUAUGAAAUUUAGCACUUUUAAUGACUAUGCCUUCCUAACAGCUGAAGAAAAAAUUAUUUUACCAAGGCACAGGCGUCUUGCUCUGUUGAAGCAAGUGAGUAUCCGAGAAAACUGCUGCUCCCUUUGUUGCGAUGAGGUGGCAGACACACAACUGAAGCCAUGUGGACACAGUGACCUGUGCAUGGAUUGUGCCUUGCAGCUGGAGACCUGCCCAUUGUGUCGUAAAGAAAUAGUGUCUAUAGUCAGACAGAUUUCUCAUAUUUCAUGACACAUGUGAAGAGACAUCAUGGACUUAUUUCUACUCAAUUCCAGCCAAUGUUGAAAA